AUGGCUUCACGCGCAUCCGCAACAAAGCCCCCAGGAAUUUGGCGUCAGUUCCUCGACAACCCCUACAUUUUCGGCCUCUCGGCGGGGCUAGAAGCUAACAGACUACGUGAUGCUGAUAAGUUUGCGUCGCUCGGCGGCUUCCUCUUUGGCUACGACCAGGGCGUCGUGUCCGGCGUGCUGGAGAUGCAGUCGUUUGCGGCAGAGUUUCCGCGCAUCUACCUCGACAGCAGAUUCAAGGGCUGGUUCGUAUCGACGCUGCUGCUGGCGGCCUGGCUCGGGUCCCUGGUCAACGGCCCCGUCGCGGACCGCUUCGGCCGCAAGGGCUCGAUGCUGGCAGCCGUGGUCGUCUUCACGCUCGGGUCGGCGCUGCAGGCCGGUGCGCAGACAAUGGCGGUGCUGUUUGGCGGGCGCGCGGUGGCUGGGCUCGCCGUCGGCAUGCUGACCAUGAUUGUGCCCAUGUACAUGUCCGAGGUGUCGACGGCGGGCAUCCGCGGAACGCUGGUCGUGCUCCAGCAGUUGAGCAUAACGCUUGGGAUUCUCGUCAGCUACUGGCUCGAGUACGGAACGCAGUAUAUAGGCGGCGUUCGAUGCGCUCCCGACAUCCCGUAUACCGGCGGCACGCACGACCGGCCCAAGUUUGACCCGCGCCACGACGUCGGCUCCCCGGGUCACCGCUGUCCCGGGCAGAGCCAGGCGGCCUGGCGGGUGCCGUUUGCGCUGCAGAUUGCCCCGGCGCUGAUUCUCGGCAUCGGCAUGCUCUUCUACCCGGAGUCGCCGCGCUACUACUUGAUGCGCCGGCAGGAGGACGCGGCGCUGCGCGCGCUCGCGCAGCUGCGUCGCGCGGAGCACCCCGACUCGCCGUGUCUGCGGGACGAGUACCUCGCCAUCAAGGCCGAGGUGCUGUUUGACGAGUCCAUUGCUCGGGAGCGCUUUCCCGGCAAGGCGGGGCCGUCGCUGUACUUUGCGCAGUACGGGAGCCUUGUCGCGACGAAACCUGCAUUUCGGCGUCUCGCUGUCGGCUGCUUGAUUGGCUUCUUCCAACAAUUCAUCGGCUGCAACGCCAUGAUAUACUACAGUCCGAUUAUCUUUUCCCAGCUGGGCCUUUCUGGCGGCACAACUUCACUGUUGGCGACGGGCGUAUACGGCAUCGUAAACACCCUGUCAACCCUACCGGCGCUCUUUCUCAUCGACAGAGUAGGGCGGCGACCUCUUCUAAUGUGCGGCGCUACUGGGACAUUCAUCUCCUUGGUCAUUGUCGGCGCCAUCCUGGGCGCCUACGGAAACAGCUUGCUUCACCACCGGGCGGCCGGCUGGGUGGGCAUUGCGUUUGUCUACAUUUACGACGUCAACUUUUCUUAUUCCUUUGCGCCGAUUGGCUGGGUCCUGCCCUCGGAGAUUUUCAACCUGGGAAAUCGCUCCAAGGCCAUGGCCCUUACCACGAGCUGCACGUGGAUGUGCAACUUCAUCAUUGGCCUGGUGACGCCGGACAUGCUCGAGUCGUUUGGCUGGGGCACCUACAUCUUCUUUGCCGCUUUUGCCUUGCUAGCCUUUCUCUUUACCUGGGGUUUUGUGCCCGAGACAAAGGGCAAGAGCUUGGAGGACAUGGAUGAAAUCUUUGGGGAUGCUGCUGCGCGCGAAGAGAAGCAAAGGCUGUUUACUAUUGCAGCUUCGCUAGGAUUGACUGCUCCGAUGCCGACGCUGGACAAAAUGGACGUUGCGACGGCCGAUGCUCGCGAGUAUGCAUGA
Beauveria bassiana ARSEF 2860 is the source of this 1746-nucleotide messenger RNA. RefSeq names its product hexose transporter. The transcript is spliced from 3 exons. Gene Ontology annotation, biological process: transmembrane transport; carbohydrate transport. The record is from RefSeq and is a predicted model, not a curated record. The coding region runs from base 1 to 1746 and encodes 581 amino acids. Gene Ontology annotation, molecular function: carbohydrate:proton symporter activity. NCBI's taxonomy places the organism in Eukaryota, Fungi, Ascomycota, Sordariomycetes, Hypocreales, Cordycipitaceae. Gene Ontology annotation, cellular component: membrane.